Molecule: messenger RNA, 717 nt
Organism: Haemonchus placei
Lineage: Eukaryota; Metazoa; Nematoda; Chromadorea; Rhabditida; Trichostrongylidae
Source: the annotation of a GenBank genome assembly
AUGUCGUGGUUUGGUUGGGGAAGUUCUGACAACAAGAUUGAGACUCCGAGUACGCCCAUGGAUCUAAGCGGUGGUGGCGGCGGAGUGUCUUUCGACAUUACUGAUAAUGCAACCAGUCAGACAUCUGCUCCAGUCGACACCUCUCCGUUCUCAACCCCUGUGCUUGCUCUUGAUCAAAUCAAAAGUGCUGGCGUUCCAGUCACCAGACAGAUGACUCCCUACUUGCAGAUGGAUCCUUCGAUGUUCAUCUCAUCACAACCGCAAUACAUCAUGCCUGAUGGUGGUACUGGCUCUUCAGGCAAGGGAAAAUUCGAGUUUGCACUCGGACACAUUGGGUGGGCCGUGGGUUGUGGAUUUGCCGUGGGCUCCAUAAGAGGAGGCCUUGGAGAACUGAUGAAUCCAGAAACAAGGAAACUGGUAGGGAAACCAUGGAUGACUCGUAUGGUUAAUGCCACAGUCAAGCACGGGUCAGGUUAUGCUCAGCCAGCAGGUGCUGUGGUUUUCAUGUAUUCCGCGUUAGAAAUAGCCCUCCGUUCCGUGAGAGCAGAAGAUGAACUGAAUGGUCUCGGCGCUGGCGCACUCACUGGAGCCAUUUACCGCAGUCCUCAUGGGUUAAGAGCGAGUGGUAUUGGGGCUCUCGUCGGACUAGCAUUAGCAGCAGCCUGGACAAUAGCGAAUCCAGAUAGCCGGCAACGAAUUUCCGAAAUAUUUGCUUGA